Stegodyphus dumicola is the source of this 8276-nucleotide messenger RNA. RefSeq lists its product as uncharacterized. Gene Ontology annotation, molecular function: protein binding. NCBI's taxonomy places the organism in Eukaryota, Metazoa, Arthropoda, Arachnida, Araneae, Eresidae. The record is from RefSeq and is a predicted model, not a curated record.
UAGAAGCGGAAAAGCGAAGUGAAACUAUACGUGUAAUCGAAGGGUUGCGAAAGCUAACGAUGGAAUAGAAAUAAACGCAUAAUUUAUAAAUUUUAAUCUGAGUCGAAGAGUAAUGGGAACAGUUGCAUCAAGUUAAUCACAGUCAAUUUGUCCAGACAUAUGACAAUACUGAAAAUUGAAGCCUGGUAUAAAUGAGCUAGUGUCAUAUUUUCAGGUGUUGAAUACGAACCAGCUGCUACGUACUCAAACAUCUUCACUGCAUAAGUUGGAGCAACAUGCAGCAAGAAGGAACCCCUAAGUAUUUGAAGUUUCAUCAGGGCAGUGUUCGAGGUGUUGCUUUUAGUCCUAGGGAUCGUUAUUUGUUUUGCUCUGGUGCAUAUGAUGGGAAGGUCAAUUUAUAUUCUGCUCAGAGGAUGGAGUUAUUGAUGUGUUAUCAAAUAUCAACAUUAGGAUUAGCUCGAAAUGUCAAUGCUGUUCGAUUUACCAGUGAUGGAUCUAGGAUCCUUGCAUCUACAACUGCUCGAAGACUAGCUGUCAUAGAUGUGGAGAGAGGAGAGCAAGUUAUGUCUUAUGAUAACUGUGCCUUUAAUGGAAGAGAUCGUGCUGGAUUAGCUGCAGAUCCAGUCUGUCCUAAUAUGGCUGUCUGUAGUUGUGUUAAUGGAAAAGGGCUUACAUUGUUUGAUCUUAGGAUGCCACUUCCCUUGGAUUUUGUUUAUGAUUUACACACUAAUGUUAUAAGAGAUAUCACAUUCGUCCAUAGUAGUUGGCCCUUUGUUAGAAGCCAGCAGAGUGCUAUUCUUUCCCUUUCUUGUGAUGGCGUUUGCAAGGUAACUACCUUAGAUGGGCGGUAUCUGCAUUGUUUUGAAGUUGGCCACAGUGCUAAUUCCAUAGCUCCUACUCCUGAAACCUAUGGAACUGGAGCAGCAGAUGGUUUUUCUAGUUGGAUGAUGGUUGGCGGAGAUAUAAUAUCAGGUUAUAUACCAGAUGUUGGAGUGCACGAGCGUUUGAGAGAGCAUGGAAAUGUACCAAUUUGGAAAUUACGGUACACCUCAAAUGGUGGACUUCUUUAUACUGCUUGUGAUGGAGGAAUUGUCCGAAAAUAUCGGAGGUACCCUGACCAUCAUAUGUACCUUGGGGAAGUAUAUUCACAUAAAGGUGAUAUUCAAGAUAUGGAUUUAUCCCCAUAUGAUGAAUUUUUAAUCACAGCUUCCAAAGACAGAUCAGUUGGAAUUCUUCGAUUAGGAGCACCCAAUCAUGGAUGGACUGAGUACAGUGAGUUGACCUGAUGUGUUAACUGAAUUUUAGAACCUAUACAUUUGUAAGUUUUUAAUAUCACAAGGAAGUUCAAUGUCAAGCCUCUGUAAAGAAUCAUUGGAUGAGGAAUAGGGUAAAACUCAUUCAAGAAUUCUGUGACAUCUACAGUACAGAUAUGCAGAUUUUUUUUAUUAAGGCAAUUUAAAUGACUCAUUUCUGUAUGAAUUUCCAAGGAAGAAUACAUUUCCCACGCUUUGUUACUUUCAUUCAAAGCAUAGUGUGUUGUCCGUUAAGCUGAGCAACUUUGAUCUAUCAAGACAGCAUACAGGUCUCCUUUUUAUCAGGACGUAUGUGAUUAAGUGGAAUAUUUUGUCUUCUUUUAUUUCAGCAAAAAUAUGUUACAUGAGAAAUAUAUUUUACAUAUUUUGUGUUAUAUUACAACCAUCUCUUUAAUUACAUGCUUUGUCAAAUAAAGUAUUUUGUAUAUGAAAAGUUGUCAACGAAUUACUAAUGUAAAGUAUUUGUGGAAAACGAUUACAUUUUGAAGUUGGAUGUAUUCAUUUUCUCUAACAGGCAGUGCAAAUAUCUGUGAUAUAUGCCUUUGUGAAAUGAUUAUGAUUAAAGAAGCUGACAUUUUAUCAAAGAAAUUCAAACCUCGUUUUAGGAAGCAUUUUACUUCAAAGUUUCUAUUAUACAGGAAUUCUGAACAAAGCAUGACUUCUGUUUCUGGAAUAGGAAAUCUUGGCAAAAGUAUGCUAAAUUUCAAUUUAAUAUAUACUGUCUUGGGGGAAGUUAUGUCAAAGUUUUGUAUUUAUAAAACAGGAAAUCCCAUUAUAAAAUAUGGUCCACAAAUGGUCAAGUGGAUGUGAAUGCUGGUAUUUUAACCAUCAUUAAAAUCCUUUCAAAUAGGCUGGCUGCAUGGGCAUUUUCAUGGUUUUCCCGCCAUGUGUCAUGUGAAUACAAGCCAGUUUUCUUCAAAGGUUCUUUAUGAAUAGAUCCUUCCCCUAGGUUGGCUUUACUGUGGCAAAAUCCAAUCCAUUUUCAUAAUGAAAAUUUAUCAAUUCCAGGAAAAAUAAAACAUUGCUGUGUAUGUAAAAACUGACUGAGAAAAUUUCAUUGCAGUGAGUAUAUUGAUCACAAAUGAUCCAAAUGUAAUAUAAUUUGCAUCCAUAGCCUUUGAUAGUUCUUCAGUUGAGUAGUAAUUUGUAUGCGUUGGGUUAAGUCAACAAGUGCUUUUGUCAACACGUGCACAUGCGUGGUUUAGAUAAGUUAACACUUAAAACUUCUAAAUUAUUUUUACAGGUGAGCUUUUCCAAGUGCUUUGUUAUAGAACUGUGUAUCCCAGAAUAUUCAAUAGGAGAGUUUUAGCUAUUAAUAUAGAAAAAAAGUAGCAAUUAAUUAUCAUGUGUCGUUGAAAACAACAGUAAAAGGUUUUAUGUGAAAUAAUUUAGACCGUUUCCUUUGUGCUUUUAAAGGAAAUACAUGAAAAUGAUGAAUAGUAACAAUACCGGUUGUUAUAUAAUGGUUAUUAAUUAAGGUUAUUAAUUAAUUAAUGUUAAUUAAUUAAGUGCUGGAUUUCUCUUAAAUAUUCUUUUAAUUGAGAUUGUGUAAUUUGAUUUCAGUCUCUGGGAUAUUCAUUCUUGUCAAAUAGUCAACUUACUAUCAUUAUUCUGAGCAGUUUUGAAAUCCAAUGUAUAUCAAAGUAAGAAAAGCAUAGUAAACAAUUUCUACUACACUGUUGAUUUUUGGUUAUUUGAACCUAACUUAGAAUAAUGUUUUGUUUUAUAAAGAUUAUAAAUAUUUACAUUAGUUUAUUGUAGUUUUCGGUUUAUAAUUCUUUGUUUUAGGAUUUAGGAAAUAAAACAUGUAAUCAUGAUAUUCUGAUGGAUCAGUAUGUAAUGUUAUUGUCAAGUAAAAAAUAGAGAGUAUUAUAUGCUGUUAUGGUAUGCAAAUUUAAACUGGAAAAUGCAUUAUUUAAAUUAUUUUCUAUAUUCUUGUUUGCAUUAUACAUUUCCCAAAUUUAAAACUAGCUCAUUGUUAAAAAUCCCCUUUUCUUCCAUUAGUUAUAGUGUUUUAUUCUCGGAAUGUUAAUAAUGAUGUGAACAUCUGAUAAUUAUUUGAUAUUAAAUAUAAUAGAUUCCUGCUUUCAUCUUUUAUGCUGAAACCAAUUAACUCAUUUUUUUAUAUCAUUCUUAUGUCAUGACGUAUUUAUAACAUUUUAAUUUGAUCUCCUAAAUUGUUAAAAUGUUAAAAUAUGCAUUAGUUAUAAUCUCAUUCUAAAGAAUUAUUACAAUUACCCAUUCACAUAUCUACAUGGAAAAGUAUACACACUUACUUUUUAACAUCUAAUAUUAAUGAGAAUUAAAGAAAUACUACUUUAAUCUUGGUAAAUAUAAUCAUGGUAACUAAAUAAAAUUAAUAAAUUACAGUAACUAUUUUUACAACUAUUCAUAACACCCAUAUAUAAAUUAAAAUUAAUUUCUUCACGUUAGAAUUUAAGUAUUAUUUACAAAAAAUUUUUCAUCAUUAAUUAGCAUGAAAAUUUUAGUUUUAAUAUAACGGUAGAAUGGUCUUUCCAAACAUAAUAAACAGGCGUUAUCUUUCUCCUUUCUUUUAUUGAAGUGGUAGUCAAACCAGUUAGCGGUAUCUUUUCCAUAAGUAAAAUUUUAUGAUAAAAUAUCAGAUUUCCUAGUUUUAUUUUUGUAUCUGAUUUUUGCAGGGCUUGAUAUUGCUAAUCUAGUCCUUUUGCUAAUUUUUAGUAUUUAUUAUAUAUAUAGCUGUUGAAUUUUUGAUUCAAUAAUUUUUUAAGCUUACUAAGGAUAUUCACAUAUUAGGGUUUGUGCAAGUUUUACAUCUAAUAAGGGGGCCUUUUUGUAAUUUCUAAUUGGUUAUUGAUAUAUUAUUAUCGUAGUUGGUAAGGAAUUAUUUCUCUUCUCAAUUAAAAGUGCCAAAACAACUCUUAUCGUUGUUGUGGGUGGCUUUAUUUUUUCCAUUUAAUAUUUUAAGUACAUUUGUGAUUACUUUUACAAUGAUAGCUUGAUUGUGGUAAUAAUUACAUUGUGGUCUUUGUUUUUUUUUUUUUUUUCUGUGAAUUUUUUACAGUCUGCUAAUCUAUGAUGUUUAGCAGCUGUAAAAAAUUAGUAAAUUUUUUAACAGUUUAAUAUUUAUUUUUGUGUCAUGUGUAUUAUAAAUCCAUAACUUAUAUCCAUCAUUCCAUUUGUUUCUGUUUUCAAAACUAUCAGUUCCCAGUUUUUUCUGUAAAUUUGCUCAUAUUUCAUAUGAAAAGGUACUGAAUGUAUUUAGUAUUUGAAACCUGUUGAUAGCCAUAGAUGUUAGAGGUAUUUUUCAUUUAGUUUGCAAUUCAACUUGCUAAAAGUUAUAUAUUCAUUAUAUAGUAAUUUUUGGCAUAAAAAUGGAAGUUAUGUAAGUAUGUUUGAAUUUGCACUUUUGUUUCAGCAAUUAUCUUAAAGCAUUCUAGUGCCAGAGCAAGCAUGAUGUUUUAAUGAAAAAUGCUCAAUUUUAUUACGUUAUGUUAUGAAAAAUGGGCAGUUACUACAGGUUUUCUUUAAAUUGUCAUUAGCAGGUAGUUUUGAUAAGUAGUGACAUCAUUUUUAUUGUGAUAAAUGUGUGUGUAGACGGAUUCCACACAACCAUUUUAUUGAUAUCAGCCUAUCUUGUGGAAUUUAGCUUUUAAAAGUUUUCUGUGACAUCAUGAAAUAAUUUUAGUAAGAUCACCGUUUGUAUUAAAUUACUCAUUGAUGCAUUCAUAAAAUAUAAACAUAGGUGUUCUUACAGUAUCUGACUAAUCUCUCCUCAGAAUUUCUGUAUUUUAGUAACUGUGCAUAUUCUUUGCUUGAUGCAACCUACUGAAUUAAAGUGGCUUUAUUAGCAGAUAUGCACUGCUUUUAUAGUUUGUAUUUAAGUUUUGUGUAUUUGUUUUAAGUAAUUAAUGUGUAAAAUGCCCAAAAUUUUAGUAUAUUUUAAUAAUGAACUUACCGAUGCCCUCCCUGUUAUCCAAAUCUGUAUGGAAUAGUGAUUGUGUGUAUACAUACAUGUGUGUGCUUGUCUGAAUUGCAUUUUGGGAAGAUGCCUCUCGUAUAAAAUCAGACAUUUAUUUUGAAACCUGCCAUAAAAAUAAAAGGCACCCCAAAGCAUUAAAUUAUAUCAUUGAAUAUGGGGAAGAAAAUAUUUUUUCAAAAUAUAAACUAUCACCAGCAAUUGACUUUAGCAUUUAUGUUGGCAACAGUGGAGUAAUAUUUAAUUGAAUGUAUUUAAUAUUCAUUGAAAGCCUCCAAGUGCGAGUAGUCAUGCAGUACUUACUUAGUAUUAUACGAGGCCCUUUUUGAAUUGAACAAAAUGUGAUGAACAUACAAUGGACUCUACAUUGUCAGUUCAAGUCACCUUAUGGAGAUGUUAAGCCAUACUGUCGUAAUAGCCACUCAUUAUUGCCUAGACAUUUUAAGUUCUUGUUUAUAAGAAGUUGGGGGUCACAAUUAUUAAAUGGUUAGAUAGUGACUUGCACUGUCUAUUGUUGGUGGUAAUUCAUACUGUGAGUAUUCUCAGGAUACUUACGAUGCCAUGAUUGAUGAAUUUAUAGAUUGCUUAAAUUUGAGUGACUGAAUGCGGUAUUAGUUUGCUGUGUCAUUCCAUGUUUAAAAUCUGAUGAUUACAUCAGUUUGCCAUGAUCAUGUUAGAAGCUAUUUGGUACAUCAUUACUGCUGAUAAUUGAAUAAUAUGCACUAUCUUAUGACUUUUAGCAUUUGUGUAUAUUGUCUUUUAUGCAAAGAAUUUAUAUCAAGGUAAUGCUGAGUGAAAUUAUGUAAUCAUAGCAUUAAUCAUGCUUUCAUUUUUUAAUAAAUGUUUAUAAAUAAACAUUUAUUAAAAAUAACACAAAUAAUUUUCAUUAUUACUAAUUUGUGUCUUAUAUGCCAUAGAUAUGCUUUCUUAAGUUUACUGAACUGUUAUUUUUUUACUUUAUUUUCAUAAUUACGAAUUUUGUUUUCAACUCUGAAAUACUUUAUUUAUAUAAAUCCUGUUUUCAUUGAAAUAAAAUUUAUGCCUUCAGAUUGUUAUUAGUUAAUAUUUUAUGUAGUUCUUAUUAUAUUAAGAUUUAUAAAUAACAUUUGCAUAUUUAGCAGAAUAUUUUUAUGAUUGUAUUGCUUUGUUUUCCUGAUCUUUCAUUAUUAGGCAUACUAUUUGUGUGACUUUGGAACAGUAUCGCAGAGAAUUGUGAUUAAAAUGAUUGCAUGUAUGUUAUUAUUUUCAUUUAGAAUAUAUUAUGAAAUGGUAAUAUUAAUUCAACCUAUAAACUAUAAAUGUUUCGUGGUUGCAAAAUUAGAACUUAGAUUGCAUUGCUACAAAAUCUGAUCUCAACAGUAGUAUAACAUAAUUAAUACUAAAUGAUGCAUUAUAUGAUAUGGUUCAGCAGGUAUGCUUUUGAGCACUGUUUUGUUAUAUGAUUAUAGUCAUUAUUUUGUUUUAAUGAGAUGAUGUACUUAUAAAGACAAAUAACAUAAAUCAAAGAAAUAUGUCAGAAAAUUGCUAAUCUCAUCAAAAAUGCUAGUUUUAUUGAAUUGUUUUGAAGCUUGUUAUAGGAAACAGGUUUUUGUUGCAAUAUUAAUACCUUGCCAUACAAAUCAAGUUGAUGUGCUUAAAAUUGUAGAAAUAAAACUUUGGAGUAAUAUACACAGGGUGUUUCAGCAAAUAGGUUACACACUUUCAGUAGAGUACACCUAGAUGAUGGAAAAUCACGUAACAGUGCCUGGUUCAAAACACAUUAUUGGUGCAGUUGUGAUGCCACAAAAAAGGAAGAACAUGAACACUGCGGCAAAACAUGUUUUAUUAUGAUUAGUAUAGCAGAAGUCAACAAAUAAGAACAAAAACAGAACCCAAUUGUCAUUAAAGAAGGUGUUCAAAAUUACGACCUUGGACUGUCAUGCAAGCCUCACAAAUCUCCAGUGCAUGAAAGAUCUGAAUUAUGCAUGGAAAAUGCAUGAUGCACGGUUCUUGCAUUACAGUGCAGGUAAUAAUUUCAAACUCCUCUCUGAUGACAAUUGUCUUUGUUCUUAUUUCUUAGUUUCCACUGCUGCACUAAGCAUAAUAAUUAUUCUCACUCUUUUUGUGUCCUUCCUUUCUUGUGUUUUGUGUUGUCACUACCUCAACCAGGAAAGUGUUUCUGAUCGUGCAUUGUUAUGUGUUUUUCCAUCUAGGUUCCGUCAUCUUUCCUGAAAAUUCAUAACUGAUUUGCUGAAACACCCUGUGUGUAUAUAUGCUUGCUUUAUAGUCUAAACUCAUUUUUAAGUGUGACCAUAAUUUCCUGGCAUCUAGGAAGUACCAAAAAUUUGUCUUGACAUUAACAAUAAUUGAUGCAUUCUAACCAUCACUGCAUGCUCCAGGAUUAAUAUUGGCAAUAUUCUAUAACCAUCAUCAGUCAGAACUUUCAGUUUGUAAACUGUGCUUAUACAAUACCAAUUUUUCAUUUACAAAUUUUAAAUUUUCCGAUUGAUUUAGUUUAAAAGUGUCUUCAAUACUAUAUAUAAGAUUAUCAUUUACUGUAUGUGGAAAUGAGUAAAAUUUCAGUUUAUUUCUGAUUCAAAUAUAUAAUUUUGAAGUUCAAACAAAUCGAUUGUGAAAGAAAUGAAAUAUUUAAAUGUUGGAAAUAUACUGUAAUAUUGCAUAUUUUCAGUUUAAAAAGCUUCACUAUAAGUAACUGAAUACUAAGGCUAUAUUAUUCAAAAUUUAUUUUCCAUAAAUAUUUGAAAAUUAUGAAGCAGAAGGUAAGUGUCCCACAAACUAUAUUAUAUGCAUUUCUUAUUAAUUGAGGUUUGUGUCUGACAAUUUGGGAAGUUAUUCGUUGUUGUGCAUGUAUAUGCAUAAACAUGUGUAUUAUAUAUAUUAAUACACAUACAUACGUAUACAGAUGUCUUAAUAAAAAUUUCAUCUCUUUCACUUUAUAUACAUUUUGGAAAGCUUAUGUUUAUUGUAUAUGUGUUUAGAUAUGUCAAAAUAAAGUGAUUUAUUUG